Molecule: messenger RNA, 1242 nt
Organism: Aureobasidium melanogenum CBS 110374
Lineage: Eukaryota; Fungi; Ascomycota; Dothideomycetes; Dothideales; Saccotheciaceae
Product: transcription factor IIA, alpha/beta subunit
Exons: 4
Coding region: 1-1242 (413 amino acids)
Biological process (GO): transcription initiation at RNA polymerase II promoter; transcription by RNA polymerase II
Cellular component (GO): transcription factor TFIIA complex
Source: RefSeq, a predicted model, not a curated record
AUGUCGAAUAUCAUCACUGGCGAGAUCUACGAGAAGAUCAUUCAAGAAGUCAUCAACGCUUCGCAGAACGACUUCGAAGAGAAUGGUGUUCAGCAGCAGACCUUGGUAGAACUGCAACAGUCAUGGCAGCACAAGAUGUCGCAGCGCGAUGUUGCGCAGAUGCCUUGGGAUCCUAAGCCGGCUCCACCUCCGCCUCAACAACCCGCUCAACAGCAGCAAGCACAACAACCUACCCCUACACCAUUGCCUGUGCAGAACGGAGCUCCUGUCCAGCACCAAGCCCCUCAGAAUGGACAUGCGCAGCCCAAAGCUGAAUCGGGCUCGAAUGCUCAGCCUAUGCACAACUAUCCUCCUGCUCAGCAAGCAUACCCUCAACAGGUCAACAACCAGAUGAUGGCACAGCAACGUGCUGCAUCCUUGCUCCAGCAGCAGUUCGGUCAACAAGCCAACGCGUCACUCAACGCCAUGCAACAGAGGGGCAUCGCUCUUCCCGGAGGUAUUCAGAACGCUCCACCCCAACAACAGUCACAACAACAGCAGCAGCAGCAGCAGCAACAGAGACCGCAGGGCUUGCAGUUGCCCGCACAAGCUGGACAGACUACCGCGCAGCCAGCACAGGCCCAACAGCAACGCCAGAUGCAAGCUCAGUAUGCUCAGCAAAUGCGCCAACAGACUGCUCACCAGCAGCCCCAAGUCAAGGUCGAAGGCAAUGGCCAAUAUCCUCAGCAACCUGGCGUCAACUACUCGCAGACAGAUGGCUCAGACGAAGCUGCACUUGACGAGUGGAAGAGAUACAUAACCGAGAGACGCAGAGUCAGCUCGGCUCAAGAGCAUGAGAACGAUCGUAUGAUGAGACGUCAAAUCGAAGACCUGCAGCACAAGCUUGAAAACGGAUUGUUGCUUCCUCUGGACGACCAAAAAGAACACCGCCGUCACACAAAGCAUGUAUCUGCACGUAGAGGCCGCACAAACAAUGUCUCGCGCUUGGCCAGCAUCCCCCAACUGGACGGCGAUGUGGACGAAGAGGACGAGGAUGCCAUCAAUUCAGAUCUUGACUCGUCGAGCGAUGAAGCUGGCAACAACGCUGACGAGGAGGACGAGGAGAUUGAUCAUGUCCUUUGCACGUACGACAAGGUGCAGCGUGUCAAGAACAAGUGGAAGUGCACCCUCAAGGAUGGUAUCAUGUCGGCCAACGGCAAGGAGUACCUCUUCCACAAGGCUCAAGGAGAGUUUGAGUGGUAG